Pocillopora damicornis (cauliflower coral) is the source of this 1669-nucleotide messenger RNA. RefSeq lists its product as uncharacterized. The record is from RefSeq and is a predicted model, not a curated record. NCBI's taxonomy places the organism in Eukaryota, Metazoa, Cnidaria, Anthozoa, Scleractinia, Pocilloporidae. Gene Ontology annotation, cellular component: synaptic vesicle; membrane.
ACUAGUCCUAGUCUUUCUCCUCAGUAAUAACAAACCGAAGGUAACACGGGCGGACGGAGGCUAGAUCGAAAACUAAAGUUGCCUCGAGGCUCAUUUUUCUCCGAGCAAUGGCACUGCUUUAUCGAGGUGAAUCACGAUGGAAGAUCCUAAGACAUCCUGUUUUCUGGGUGAAGGUCAUUGAGAUUGUUCUGAGCUUCACUGUUGCUCCUUUGGUUAUCACUUACAACGAUAAGGGAGGGGUAUACAAGGAACACAGCGAUAAGAGUUUCAACAUCACUGUGAAAUACCCUUUUGAUUACAACAAUGAAACUGCAGUUUACACUGAUGAAGAUGAGCCACUCACAAGCUUCAACUUUGACCCAGCCAUUAGAGUUUGCGCACAGUUGUUUGUUGGUGUUGUCAUAGUAGCAGGACUGUUGGCAAUAGCAAUGCUGCUGAUAUCGUGUGCAAUUCAUAAAGAUGAGAGAGUGGCAAAUAAAGUUUCAGUUGCAGAGGUAUUUAUUUCAGUUGUGAUGGUAGUACUUGUAGCAGUAAUUACAAGCCUCUGGUUGUACAACAUUCUGGAAUUGAAAAAAGAAGUCCAGGGUGAAAUUGUAAAUGUCAUCACAACAUUGGGGCCAGUGCGCUGCAAGAACUGUGUGGAAUUCUUACCUGAUUAUUCAGCAUUAUUUGCUUCAGUGGGCCUGGGUUACUUGUCACUUGUGAUUUGGUUGCUCAACACUUCACUUGUUUACUGUGAUACAAUAAACAUUUCUGAUCAAGUGAAUGCCACCAGUUCUUUGAUUUUCACUCAAGGGCAGGAGCUUGCAGACAAAUCUCAAGAAACAAACCCUGUGGAGACCACUGCUUAACCCGGUAACUGGACAUUUCGCACAAAAGACUUUUCGCACAAGUCUUUUAGCACAAGUUUUGGACCAUUUGCACAAUUCUUAGUGGUCAUUUCACACAAUGUGUGAAAAGUCUUUUGUGCGAAAUGUCCUGUAUUCCUUAACCCUUUUAACUCCCAAAGUGAUCAACAUGUUACUUCUCCCUAUAAUAUCCAUACAUUAUCCUCCAAACAUGUAAUGAGAAUACUCAAACUUAUCAGGAAUAAGUUGUCAUCUUGAUCUAACACCAAUUUCCUGUAACUAAUUUACAAGGAAAUGUGUAGCAGCUAGAGGGGAGAAUUAGCAAUCAGAUCUUGGGAGUUAAAGAGUUAAAAGAGAGCGAUAGGUGGCUCUGGCAUUUUUAAGGGUGGAUGACACUAUCUGCUUGGUAAAUCUCUAUCUGGUGAAUGGGGCUGUCUGUUUUAUAACCCAUAACACUUAGCAGCUGGAUAAUGAUUUACCUUUUGGAUAGUAUUAUUUGCCCUUUCAACAACGUGGCCCAGGUAUAGAACUGCCAGGUCAUCAGUAGCUUUAUGCCAGCAUUCUUUGUAAAUACAAGAAUAUUUUUUGUUUAAUAGUAAUUAAUUCACUUCAAAUGUAAUCACAGAAAAAAAAAGAGCUUUUUAUGGUGGCUUGGAGUAAAAUUCUGCUUGGGAAAAUUUUUUUGCGCUUUUGUAAGAAGCUCGUUAGAAUAUAGUUCUGGUUGAAAUGUUAGUUAACCAGGCAUAGUCUUUAUAUGUUAAGGAAAACCAUUAAUGAUAAUAAUUGUGAAUAAUAGUAAAAUAAAAGUAAUUAAUGAAGAA